This is a messenger RNA of Perkinsus marinus ATCC 50983, 337 nucleotides long. Its product is annotated as 5-amp-activated protein kinase, putative. Gene Ontology annotation, biological process: protein phosphorylation; intracellular signal transduction. The transcript has 4 exons. Gene Ontology annotation, molecular function: ATP binding; protein serine/threonine kinase activity. Gene Ontology annotation, cellular component: cytoplasm. The record is from RefSeq and is a predicted model, not a curated record. NCBI's taxonomy places the organism in Eukaryota, Perkinsozoa, Perkinsida, Perkinsidae. The annotation marks the transcript as partial.
AGACCUCAAACCGGAAAACCUCCUUCUGGACGGCACUAAUAGCAAUAUCAAGAUUGGUGACUUCGGCCUCUCUAAUAAGAUGUGUGAUGGUGAAUAUCUGAAGACUUCCUGUGGAAGCCCGAACUACGCAUCUCCUGAAGUUGUUUCCGGAAGGUUUUAUGUCGGACCUGAGGUUGACGUCUGGUCGUUGGGAGUUGUACUAUAUGCAUUGCUGUGCGGGUCACUGCCUUUUGAUGACGAGAAUGUGCCUAACCUAUUUAGGAAGAUUAAACAUGGCAAUUUUACUCUACCUGGGCAUCUUUCGGCCGAUGCAAAAGAUCUCAUUGUGAGUGUGAUA